Messenger RNA from Cygnus atratus (black swan), 2902 nucleotides. It is a transcript of the gene SRSF2, whose product is annotated as serine and arginine rich splicing factor 2. The transcript has 4 exons. Bases 173 to 838 code for a protein of 221 amino acids. Lineage: Eukaryota; Metazoa; Chordata; Aves; Anseriformes; Anatidae. The record is from RefSeq and is a predicted model, not a curated record. Gene Ontology annotation, molecular function: RNA binding.
GGCGGCGGCCAUUUUGUGGCGUUAAGUAGGCGCGCGCGGGCAGCGCCCCGCUCAUUUCCUCGCGGCGGCGGGCGCGGGCGGUGGCUGCCGGCGCCUCGUCCCCGCUCCGGCCCUCGGCCGCCUCCCGGAGCCCCGAGCCGCCGCCGCUGCCCCUCGGGGGUUGUUGCCCGCCAUGAGUUACGGGCGCCCCCCGCCGGACGUGGAGGGCAUGACGUCCCUCAAGGUGGACAACCUGACCUACCGCACGUCCCCGGACACCCUCCGGAGGGUCUUCGAGAAAUACGGCCGAGUCGGCGACGUCUACAUCCCCCGGGACCGCUACACCAAGGAGAGCCGAGGGUUCGCCUUCGUCCGUUUCCACGACAAACGCGACGCCGAGGACGCCAUGGACGCGAUGGACGGGGCCGUGCUGGACGGCCGGGAGCUCCGGGUGCAGAUGGCCCGCUACGGCCGGCCCCCCGACUCGCACCACAGCCGCCGUGGCCCGCCGCCACGCCGCUAUGGGAGCAGCGGCUACGGCCGCCGCAGCCGCAGUCCUAGAAGACGCCGUCGCAGCCGAUCUAGAAGCAGGAGCCGCUCUAGGUCCCGCAGUCGGUCUCGUUACAGUCGGUCCAAAUCCCGCUCUCGCACACGCUCUCGGUCUCGCUCCACGUCGAAGUCCAGAUCUGCCAGAAGAUCCAAGUCAAAGUCCUCGUCUGUGUCUAGAUCCCGGUCCAGGUCAAGAUCUCGGUCUAGAUCUAGAAGCCCUCCACCUGCAUCAAAGAGGGAAUCCAACUCCAGAUCCAGGUCUAAGAGCCCUCCCAAGUCUCCGGAAGAAGAAGGAGCUGUAUCCUCCUAGGAGAAUGAUGCAUCAGAUAAAUGAGAGCCUACAUAAAGGACGCCUUUGGGGGGAAAAGAUCGCUUGAGUCUUCAGUCCAUGGGAGAGACCCCUGGCCCAAGCAACCAGCUGUUGAAAAGGUUAUUUUGUAACAUUUUGUCUAACUUUUUACUUGUUUAAGUUGCGCCUCAAGUGGCAGAUUUUACAUUUUUAUGUGCCAUUUUGUUGCUGUUAUUCAAAUUUCUUGUAAUUUAGUGAAGUGAACGACUACCGAUUUCAUUAUUGGCUUGGAUAUUUGAGGUAAAACUUCAUUUUUGUUUAUAUAGUGCUGACUUUUAUUUGAAAUUAAACUGAUGGCAACUUGCUGCCUCAAGUUUCAUACUGAGGAAAUAUGCAGCUGUUAUAUGCUGAGUAGCUAACCGUCAAAAAAAAAAAGUAUGCUCAAUUUUGUCUUCAUUCCUUAAAUAAGAUUCUGCAAAAUUUAAACAAUUUGAAAUUUACUGUAAAUGCUUUUUUACUUUGAAUUCAAAUAGUAUCUUCAAAUCCAAAUUGGUAGAAAUCUUUUCAGGUGACAGUUGAUGUUUGAAAGGAUUGUUUUAUCAGACUCAAUUCUAAUCUCUUCUCUUAUGUAUUUUUGUGCACUAGGCGCAGUUGUGUAGCAGUUGAGUAAUGCUGGUUAGCUGUUAAGGUGGCGUGUUGCAGUGCAGAGUGCUUGGCUGUUUCCUGUUUUCUCCUGAUUGCUCCUGUGUAACGAUGCCUUGUCGUGCAGAAACAAAUGGCUGUCCAGUUAAUUAAAAUGCCUGACAACUGCACUUCCAGUCACCCGGGCCUUGCAUAAAAAUAACGGAGCAUACAGUGAGCACAUCUAGCUGAUGAUAUACACACCUUAUUUUUUCCAGAAUGGUAAAUCUUGCCAACAUGCAUAUAUGAACUUACAUUUGAGAAAUGUAAUGUUAAGAAAGAAAUGGUUCAUUCCUCUGUAAGUACUGAUUGGUGUAUCUUUUGCUUAAGACAUCCUGUACUAUACCCACUGUCUCUGUAGUUAAUAUUAAACAUUUUUCUGUGUUAACUUUUCUCAACAUAAUGUCCGAGUCAGCUUAUUUUUAGCUUGAAAAGAUUUCUGCAAUUAUACUGUCAAUGUUUAACUUCUAUAUAGUAACUGAAUGCAUUCUUCUGCUUCUAAAUUUUAUCCACUGGGGUUGCUUUUAAGUUACUACGGGCAAACUUACUAGUAUUGUGACUAACCCGAAUGCUGUAUGACUAGUGUUGCACACCAGACUAUAAACAUGACAUUAGACAGGUCUGUUGGACAUUGUUAUGGAAGAUACACACUGAGCAGUACUAAUUGCAUUUGCUGUGUGCUUGCCCUGACUCAACAGGCUGCUGCUUGAUGGUAGCUAAUCUUACAGUGAUUUUUUUUUUCUUGAUUUGGAUACCAACUGAAUUGUAAUGUCAACCAUCACAUGUCAAGGGUUAUUGUAAUGCCUUGUUAACUUUAUGCAUGUAUGUUUAAUGGGAAUGGAAAGAUCUGAAUACUUGCAAUCUGGCUUGACUGAGGAUUAAAAGUACUUUUCUACAACCUGAGGAGCUUGUGUGUUCCAGGAUUGCAUGUCUGACAGCAGUCUACAUAGUCAUUUAAAAACAAAGGGACUGGCUUUUUGUAUACAAACCUUCAGGAAAGAGCUUCAGUCCUGGGCAACCAAUCUUAAGGGGAUAAUUUUUUAUCUUGAAAGAGUGCGGUUAACCUUUCUUCAUAGCUGAAGUUGUGAAUUUAAGUUGGAUCUUGUGGAUUGUCAGGUUGUUAAGCUAUGUUGUGUAGUGGCUUACAUAACGGAAUUGAGUCUCUGAACUAUUACGUGGUCUUUGGGAAGGAGGACAAAUUUCUCAAAAGCCAUAGUUAAACAAAUGAACAGCUUUAUUUUUACAAUGCAUGUUUUAAGUACUGCUAAGGGGGUCUGCUUCCCAAAAAAUACGCAUGAGGUUUGCUGUAAAUCAGACUGUUCUCCGCAGAUCCAUGCUAAAGUAAAAGUUGAGUAUCAUCUUGUAUUUGAACCAACAAGUGGAAUAAACUUAAGUACCGUCUGA